Messenger RNA from Theileria orientalis strain Shintoku, 594 nucleotides. RefSeq lists its product as hypothetical. The transcript has a single exon. Lineage: Eukaryota; Apicomplexa; Aconoidasida; Piroplasmida; Theileriidae. Bases 1 to 594 code for a protein of 197 amino acids. The record is from RefSeq and is a predicted model, not a curated record.
AUGCUGUUUCAACUGUACAUACUAAUAUUAUUCUUUUCAACAGAAAAAGCUUUAACGGCAUUGGCUGAAUUCACCGUUGAUCAAGUCUGUAUCAGUUUAUUCAAAACGGCAAAUGUGCUGAUUUGCUACCUUAGGGUGUUGGCGGCCACCGAAUUCAUUAGAAGACUGGUAUUUCUGGGCGAUUCUUACAGGAAAACCUGCUUAAAAAAGCGAGAUUGCAGUUUUGAAAUAAAGACCCGUGCGAAGGACGACAUAGAACUCGUCGUCGAGGAAGUGGUUUCAGAUAAGGAACUGAGCAUUGAGGGUAAGCUGUCGGCCAUUUACACCAUCAAGUCAAAGAUCAUAUCUAACAUCUUGUUCAACAACCAGAGGAUAGACGUUAUCACUUCACAGCUGCUUGAAAACGAGAAUCUAUCGUCACACAGCAAGCGCCCACAGUUAAAAGACUGCACAGAAGGGCCUACAAGCAUGAACCAAUAUAGAGCAGUUAACAAGGACUUGGAAGAAGUGUAUUCAAAGCUAAAGAAGUUCGAAACUGAGUACGAGUUGAAAAUUUGCUACAGAAAGUGCAAUGGGUUAGUUGACACACCCUAA